Messenger RNA from Mangifera indica (mango), 1344 nucleotides. Its product is annotated as protein SRG1-like. NCBI's taxonomy places the organism in Eukaryota, Viridiplantae, Streptophyta, Magnoliopsida, Sapindales, Anacardiaceae. The coding region runs from base 173 to 1231 and encodes 352 amino acids. The record is from RefSeq and is a predicted model, not a curated record. The transcript is spliced from 4 exons.
AUUGAUAACAAAUAUCUUGAAUCGCACAACACUGACGCGUAAAGUUGUUGGCUUUGAGAGUGCGAUAAUGCUGCCAUCCUUUUCCUAGUACUAAUCAGUGACCUUCUCAUAUUGUGCAAAUCUCACCAACAACUUCUCACUUCCUAAAAGCUAUUGUAAUUCUGCAAACAGCAUGGCUCAACUUUCAGUUCUUCCGGCUGGGGUUUUGCUAUCUAAGCGUGUCCAGGAAAUGGUCCUGGAAGGGCAAGAACCACCAGCUCCGUAUGUUUGCAGAACUGAUGAUAGACUUCAAGAGGUUGAAGCUCCAUUUUCUAUGGUGCCCAUCAUUGACCUUAGUGUUUGCGCCUCAUCGACGCCUGGCGAAGAGCAAAAGAAAGAACUGCACAAGCUCAAUUCAGCACUUUGCUCAUGGGGUUGCUUUCAGGCAGUGGGUCAUGGGAUUUCCAGUACUUUUCUAGAUGAAAUUCGCAAAGUUUCAAAGGAAUACUUCAAACAGCCAAUGGAAGAGAAGAAGAAACAAGCGAAAGGAGUUGAAGAUUUUGAAGGCUAUGGAGCUGACCCUGUGCCUGAAGAAGGUCAAUUUUUGGAUUGGUCUGAUAGGCUCUAUCUUGAAGUGUACCCAGUGGAUCGAAGAAAUCCUAAAUUAUGGCCAGAAAAACCAGAAUCUUUCAGAGGCAUAUUAGAGGAAUACUCCGUUAAGAUGAAAAGGGUGACAGAACUCACUUCCAAAGCAAUGGCAAAAUCAUUAAACAUAGAGGAAAAUUGCUUCUUGACACUGUUUGGAGAAAAAGCACAGUACCAGGCUAGGUUUAACUACUACUCGCGUUGCCAAAGACCUGAUCUUGUUCUCGGCUUAAAGCCGCAUUCAGAUGGAUCUGGAUACACCAUUAUAAUGAUGGAUGAAGAGGGUCUGCAAAUCCUCAAAGAUGAGAAGUGGUUUACAGUACCCAAAAUCUCUGAAGCUCUCCUAGUUCUCAUGGGCGAUCAAAUGGAGAUAAUGAGUAAUGGGAUAUUCAAGAGCGCAGUACAUAGGGUGGUGGCUAGCUCAGAAAGGGAGAGGAUUUCCAUGGCUGUUUUCUAUACACCUGAAGUAAACAAAGAGAUUGGACCAGAAGACAGCUUGACCAAUGAGGAAACAUCAAAAUUAUUCAAGAAGGUGAAAAAUUAUGCUGAUAUUCACUGGGGAUUCUACCAGAAAGGAGAGAGAGCACUUCAUGUUGCAAAAGUGUGAUAGUGAAAAGUUCUGUUGUGUAUGUUUUGCACGAUAAUAAAACUAUGUAUACAAACAAAUUAAACAAACUUAUCUUAAACCUUAAUGAAAUCUCUCCUUUGCAUGCUUUUUGA